AUGACGCCGCUUCGAACGAGGGUCGCGGUGCGAGCGAUGGUGGAUAAGGCGUCCGUGAUGGCGGCGUCGAUGAAGGCGAAACCGACGAAGAGCGCGGACGUGAGCGCGACGGGGGCGAACCUCAAGGGAUGGACGCCCGCGUCGUGGCGCGAGAGAGAGGCGCUGCAGCAACCGAAGUACGAAGACGCGAACGAGCUCGAGAACGCGCUGAACGAAAUCAAGUCGCGUCCGCCGCUCGUUUUUGCGGGGGAGUCUCGUGAUUUGCAAGAGAAGCUCGCGAACGCCGCGGCCGGGAACGCGUUCGUUCUCUUUGGUGGCGAUUGCGCCGAGAGCUUCAAGGAGUUCAAGGCGGAUAACGUUCGAGACACGUACCGCGUGUUGCUGCAAAUGGCCGUCGUUUUGAUGUACGGCUCCGGUGUACCGGUCGUGAAGCUCGGCCGUAUGGCGGGUCAGUUCGCCAAGCCGCGGUCGGAAGACCUCGAGACUAUCGAUGGUGUCUCUCUGCCGUCGUACAGAGGCGAUAACAUUAACAGCUGUGAGUUCACGCCGGAGGCUCGCCGCCCGGAUCCCGCGCGCUUGGUCAAGGCGUACGAUCAAUCGUGCGCUACACUCAACCUGCUGCGAGCGUUCAGCGGCGGUGGCUAUGCCGCCAUGACUCGCGUGAACGACUGGGAGUUGGAUUUCACGGAAAACACGGAGAGAGGUCGCCAAUAUGCCGACCUCGCCAGCCGCGUCGACGCCGCCAUCGAUUUCAUGGCGGCGUGCGGCAUCGAUGAGAAUCACCCGUCGAUGCAGGAGACCUCGUUCUUCACCGCGCACGAGGCGCUUCAUCUCGGAUACGAAGAGGCUCUCACGCGUCUUGACUCGACCACGCGCGAGUACUACGGGUGCUCUGCCCACUUCUUGUGGUGCGGAGAGCGCACUCGUCAGCCCGAGGGCGCGCACAUGGAGUACUUCCGAGGUGUCUCGAACCCGAUCGGCAUCAAGAUUUCCGAUAAGAGUGACGGGGAGAGCGUUGUUAGCUUGGUGAAGCAUCUGAAUCCCGACAACGUUCCGGGCCGCAUCACCCUCAUCUCGCGCAUGGGCGCCAAGAAGCUGCGCGAGCACCUUCCGCGUCUCAUCACCGCUAUCGAGGAUGCCGGACUCAAUGUGUUGUGGGUAACAGAUCCGAUGCAUGGUAACACGAUCAAGACCGACAAUGGUUACAAGACGCGCCCGUUUGAGGCCGUACGAGAUGAAAUUAUGGCGUUCUUCGAGGUGCACGAGAAGAUGGGUACGCACCCGGGCGGGGUUCACUUAGAGAUGACUGGUCAAAACGUCACGGAGUGCACCGGCGGCACCAACAACGUCUCCGUUGCCGACUUGGAGAAGUGCUACCUGACGCACUGCGACCCCCGUUUGAAUGCGAGCCAGGCCAUCGAGCUCGCGUUCUUGAUGGCGGGCGAGUUGCAGGCCAUGCGUCGCCGUCGCGCGCAGCAAUAG
Molecule: messenger RNA, 1482 nt
Organism: Ostreococcus tauri
Lineage: Eukaryota; Viridiplantae; Chlorophyta; Mamiellophyceae; Mamiellales; Bathycoccaceae
Product: DAHP synthetase, class II
Exons: 2
Coding region: 1-1482 (493 amino acids)
Biological process (GO): aromatic amino acid biosynthetic process
Molecular function (GO): 3-deoxy-7-phosphoheptulonate synthase activity
Source: RefSeq, a predicted model, not a curated record